Molecule: messenger RNA, 1448 nt
Organism: Helianthus annuus (common sunflower)
Lineage: Eukaryota; Viridiplantae; Streptophyta; Magnoliopsida; Asterales; Asteraceae
Product: F-box/kelch-repeat protein At3g23880
Exons: 2
Coding region: 53-1132 (359 amino acids)
Molecular function (GO): protein binding
Source: RefSeq, a predicted model, not a curated record
AUCAAAAUUGAUUUCAUACAUCGUAAACCCUAGAAAGAAAUUCGUAAUCAAAAUGCCCGACAACAUACCGUUCGAAAUCCAAACGGAAAUCAUGAAGAGACUUCCUGUGAAGUCGUUGCUUAGAUUCCGAUCUGUCUCCAAAUCAUGUAAGUCUCUGAUCGACAGCUCUGAUUUUAUUAAGCAUUAUAUCGGCCAACAGCAGCAGCAUCUGCUUGUACGUUGUUAUGAUUGCGUUGCACAUUUUGAAAAACAAUCCAUGUCCAUUGUUGAUGAUGAUAGUUUACCCACACAGACAGCUUCCGUUACUCUUCCCUCCUUGGUUGAAUAUCCCAACUUAAUCGGCACCUCUCACGGCUUGUUCUGUUUCUACGGCCCCUCCUCGCGCAGGGCUGUUAUCUUCAAUCCUUGCAUUAGAACAACGCUUGCUUUUGCUGUCCCUCGUGUCACCAAUGAUCACUUAUAUCAAACCGUUAUAGGUUUUGGGGUUUGUCGUCACACCGCUGACCCUAAGAUUGUCAAGAUUACACUUACUAAAAAAAGCGAUAGACAUAUCAAUAGUCCUUGGCAAGUUGAGGUGUUUACGGUAAGCACAAGUACCUGGAGAAGUGCAUAUAGCACCAAUCUUCCUCGUAACUCGAUUAGUAUUUAUAUGAAUCAGGUGGUUGUAGAUGGGUGUCUCUAUUGGCUUGCUAUUGAUGGAUGUUCUUAUUUGAUUGUUUCGUUUGAUCUGACAAGUGAAGAAUUUAGAGAGGUAAACCUUCCGGAUAGCUUAGCCCAGUUUCGUGGUAGUUUGGCUUUGUCCUUGUAUAAGCUAAGGGAGUCCCUUGCUGUGAUUAAAGAUGGUGUGGAGGCCAAUAAACGAGUUUAUCAUGUAUGGAUGAUGCAUGAUGAUUCGUUUAUAAAGCUCUACACUAUUAAUAGUAGUCACUCACCAGAUGUAUCCAUACUGCGUGUGUGUGGAUUUAGGAAGACAGGUCAACCUUUAAUCGAAUUAUCAGAAGCUCAUCCUGGAUCUACUAGUAUACUUGCUGCUUAUGAUCCCUACUCUAAAUCCAUCACUUAUAUUAGGAAUGAUGGAAAUUAUUCUUCAUAUACUGUGCAUUCCUACAUGGAAACACUACUUCUUCUUUGAUCAGCCCGUUUUUACUUCUGCUUUUGAAACAUACAAGCAAGGUUUGAGCAUGUCGAAAGGAGUGCGUUUGGACUUUGGAGCUUCCAGAAAACUUUGUUUAGCUAACACAAUGGACUACUUACUAAAGAAAUUAUGUUGACCUUUAUUUUUUUGAAGAUAUAUCUAGAGGUAAGAUAAUCCGUGAUAAUAACAAUGUUUUGUUAUGUAAUAUGUGUAGUGAAUGAUUUCAUUCCAUACUUGGUGAUACCUUUAAUUAAGCUUUGCAUGUUCUCAAGGAUGAGUUGAUAUGGGAGAAAGUAGAACAACCUUCCUUUAA